AGAGAGAGAGAGAAAGUGAGAGGUGAGAGAGAGAGAGAAAGUGAGAGAGAGAGAGAAAGUGAGAGGUGUGAGAGGGAGAGAGAAGUGAGAGGUGAGAGAGAGAGAGAGAAAGUGAGAGAGAGAGAAGUGAGAGAGAGAGAGAGAGAGAAAGUGGAUGGCGAGUCUGAAGAGGAGCAGGAGUCGGCCGGCACCGCGGAUGAGGAGGAGGACGGGGACGAGUCUGACCUGAGCUCUGAGUCCAGCAUCAAGAAGAAGUUCCUCAAGAGGAAGGGGAAGCCUGACAGCCCCUGGAUCAAGCCGGCAAGAAAGAGGAGGCGGAGAAGUAAAAAGAAGCCCUGCUCUGUGCUAGGUUCUGAAGCCUAUGCGUCGUCCUCGGGCAGUGCGGAGCCAACGGCGCCUGGCGACGGCGGGGGGUACAUGGAAGUGCCACUGGACUCCUUGGAUCUCCGUGUCAAGGGUGCGCUGACCUCUGACACAGAAGGGCUGGCCAAUGGUCCUGAUGUGGGCGAGACGGAUGGCCUCCAGGAGGUGCCCCUCUGCAGCUGCCGGAUGGAGACCCCAAAGAGCCGGGAGAUCACCACUCUGGCCAACAAUCAGUGCAUGGCCACAGAGAGCGUGGACCACCAGCUGGGCAGGUGCACGAACAGUGUGGUGAAGCAUGAGCUGAUGCGUCCGUCCAGCAAGGCGCCGCUGCUGGUGCUGUGUGAGGACCACCGGGGCCGGAUGGUGAAGCACCAGUGCUGCCCCGGCUGCGGCUACUUCUGCACGGCCGGUAAUUUUAUGGAAUGUCAGCCUGAGAGCAGCAUUUCUCAUCGUUUCCACAAAGCCUGUGCCUCUCGAGUCAAUAAUGCCAGCUACUGUCCCCACUGUGGGGAGGAGACCUCCAAGGCCAAAGAGGUGACCAUUGCAAAGGCAGACACGACCUCCACGGUGACCCUGGCCCCUGGGCAGGAGAAGAGCUGUGCAGUGGAGGGCAGAGCCGACACCACCACGGGCAGCGCUGCUGGCUCCCUGCUCUCCGAGGAUGACAAGCCGCAGAGCCUGGCCCCCCAGGUGCCGGAGGGCUUCGACCCCACCGGGCCGGCUGGGCUGGGGAAGCCGGCGCCGGGCCUCUCUCAGGGGCCCGGGAAGGAGACCCUGGAGAGCGCACUCAUCGCCCUGGACUCCGAGAAACCCAAGAAGCUCCGCUUCCACCCGAAGCAGCUGUACUUCUCGGCGCGGCAAGGGGAGCUGCAGAAGGUGCUGCUCAUGCUGGUUGACGGGAUUGACCCCAACUUCAAAAUGGAGCAUCAGAACAAACGUUCGCCCCUGCAUGCCGCGGCGGAGGCUGGCCACGUGGACAUCUGCCACAUGCUGAUCCAGGCGGGAGCCAACAUCGACACCUGCUCCGAGGACCAGAGGACCCCGCUGAUGGAGGCGGCGGAGAACAACCACUUGGACGCGGUGAAGUACCUCAUCAAGGCCGGGGCCCUCGUGGAUCCCAAGGACGCAGAGGGCUCGACCUGUUUGCACCUGGCUGCCAAGAAAGGCCACUACGACGUGGUUCAGUACCUGCUCUCAAACGGACAGAUGGACGUCAACUGUCAGGAUGAUGGCGGCUGGACACCCAUGAUCUGGGCCACUGAGUACAAACACGUGGACCUCGUGAAGUUGUUGCUCUCCAAGGGGUCCGACAUCAACAUCCGGGACAACGAGGAGAACAUCUGCCUGCAUUGGGCGGCCUUCUCGGGCUGCGUGGACAUUGCCGAGAUCCUGCUGGCCGCCAGGUGCGACCUGCAUGCGGUGAACAUCCACGGGGACUCGCCCCUGCACAUCGCAGCCAGGGAGGACCGCUACGCCUGUGUCGUCCUCUUCCUGUCCCGGGACUCGGACGUCACCCUGAAGAACAAGGAGGGGGAGACACCCCUGCAGUGCGCCAGCCUCAACUCGCAGGUGUGGAGCGCCCUGCAGGUGAGCCAGGCUCUGCGGGAUGCGGCCCCCGACAGGCCCGCCCCGGUGGAGAAGACGGUGAGCAGGGACAUCGCUCGGGGCUACGAGCGGAUCCCCAUCCCCUGCGUCAACGGUGUGGAUGGUGAGCCGUGCCCCAGCAACUACAAGUAUGUGUCUCAGAACUGUGUGACGUCCCCCAUGAACAUCGACAGGAACAUCACCCACCUGCAGUACUGCGUGUGCAUCGACGACUGCUCCUCCAGCAACUGCAUGUGCGGCCAGCUCAGCAUGCGCUGCUGGUACGACAAGGACGGCCGGCUGCUGCCCGAGUUCAACAUGGCAGAGCCGCCCCUGCUGUUCGAGUGCAACCAUGCCUGCUCCUGCUGGAGGACCUGCCGCAACCGCGUGGUGCAGAACGGCCUCAGGGCGAGGCUGCAGCUCUAUCGGACGCAGAACAUGGGCUGGGGCGUCCGGUCUCUGCAGGACAUCCCGCUGGGCACCUUUGUUUGCGAGUACGUCGGGGAGCUCAUCUCUGACUCGGAGGCCGACGUGCGGGAAGAAGACUCUUACCUCUUCGAUCUUGACAACAAGGACGGAGAGCUGUACUGCAUCGACGCGCGUUUCUACGGCAACGUCAGCCGCUUCAUCAACCACCACUGCGAGCCCAACCUGGUGCCCGUGCGCGUGUUCAUGUCCCACCAGGACCUGCGCUUCCCGCGGAUCGCCUUCUUCAGCACCCGCCUGAUUGAGGCCGGGGAGCAGCUGGGCUUCGACUAUGGGCAACGCUUCUGGGACAUCAAGGGCAAGCUGUUCAGCUGCCGCUGCGGCUCCCCCAAGUGCCGGCACUCCGGGGCCGCGCUGGCCCAGCGGCAGGCCGGCGCCCAGGAGGACGGGCUGCCCGACACCAGCUCCUCGCCCGCCGACCCGCUAUGA
Messenger RNA from Rangifer tarandus platyrhynchus (Svalbard reindeer), 2862 nucleotides. The record is from the annotation of a GenBank genome assembly. Lineage: Eukaryota; Metazoa; Chordata; Mammalia; Artiodactyla; Cervidae.